This is a messenger RNA of Rhagoletis pomonella (apple maggot), 1725 nucleotides long. RefSeq names its product serine/threonine-protein phosphatase 2B catalytic subunit 3. Gene Ontology annotation, cellular component: cytoplasm; calcineurin complex. The record is from RefSeq and is a predicted model, not a curated record. The transcript has a single exon. Bases 1 to 1725 code for a protein of 574 amino acids. NCBI's taxonomy places the organism in Eukaryota, Metazoa, Arthropoda, Insecta, Diptera, Tephritidae. Gene Ontology annotation, molecular function: calmodulin-dependent protein phosphatase activity; calmodulin binding. Gene Ontology annotation, biological process: calcineurin-mediated signaling.
AUGUCUUCGAAUAAUCAAUCAACCGUCAGUCAAGGUGUGAACCCGAAUCCAAAUUCCACGACGGCUUCUGCAAGUGGGGCAACAAGUGCCGUUUCGGAUCAACGCAAUGCUCCAACAGACACCCAGACUUCUGGAGGCAGCAGCAGUGGUACAACGGCUGCCGGUGGGCAAGCAGAUAGUCCAACACGCGUUGCGAAAACACCUGCUGUCAAUACAAAGGAACGUGUUAUUGACAAUGUUCCAUUUCCACCCAGCCACAAGUUAACUAUGGCAGAGGUGUUUGAUCUGCGAACUGGUAAACCAAACCAUGACAUACUAAAACAGCACUUCAUUCUUGAAGGUCGCAUAGAGGAGGCACCUGCAUUACGAAUAAUUCAAGAAGGCGCUGCAUUACUGCGCCAAGAGAAAACUAUGAUAGACAUUGAGGCGCCUGUGACUGUAUGCGGCGAUAUACACGGACAGUUUUAUGACCUCAUGAAAUUAUUUGAAGUGGGGGGGUCGCCUGCCUCCACCAAAUACCUCUUCCUUGGCGACUAUGUGGAUCGAGGCUACUUUAGUAUUGAGUGUGUUUUGUACUUGUGGUCACUGAAAAUAACCUACCCGAAUACAUUAUUUUUGCUACGUGGCAAUCACGAAUGCCGUCACUUAACAGAGUAUUUCACCUUCAAGCAAGAAUGCAAGAUCAAGUACUCGGAACGUGUGUAUGAUGCAUGCAUGGAGGCUUUCGAUUGCUUACCGCUAGCAGCACUAAUGAACCAACAAUUUCUGUGUGUCCACGGUGGCUUGUCCCCGGAAAUUCACGAGCUAGAAGAUAUACGCCGUUUGGAUAGAUUUAAAGAGCCACCAGCAUUCGGUCCAAUGUGCGAUCUUUUGUGGUCAGAUCCCUUAGAAGAUUUCGGCAAUGAGAAAAAUUCUGACUUCUAUUCGCACAACUCAGUGCGUGGCUGCUCAUAUUUCUACAGCUAUGCAGCCUGCUGUGACUUCUUGCAAAAUAACAAUCUAUUAUCGAUUAUACGUGCACACGAGGCGCAGGACGCCGGCUAUCGUAUGUAUCGCAAAAGUCAAACCACUGGGUUCCCCUCAUUAAUUACCAUCUUCUCGGCACCGAAUUACUUGGAUGUGUACAACAACAAAGCGGCAGUACUGAAAUAUGAAAACAAUGUGAUGAAUAUAAGGCAGUUCAACUGCUCACCGCAUCCCUACUGGCUUCCGAAUUUCAUGGACGUAUUCACUUGGUCUUUGCCCUUCGUGGGCGAAAAAGUGACCGAGAUGUUGGUGAAUGUGUUGAAUAUUUGCUCGGACGAUGAACUUAUGACCGAAGAGAGUGAAGAGCCAUUAUCCGAUGAUGAGGCGGCGUUACGCAAAGAAGUCAUUCGAAAUAAAAUUCGUGCGAUUGGAAAAAUGGCGCGCGUCUUCUCAGUGCUACGUGAAGAGUCUGAGUCGGUAUUGCAGUUGAAGGGAUUAACACCAACCGGUGCACUGCCACUGGGUGCACUCUCUGGUGGCAAACAGUCAUUGAAGAAUGCGAUGCAAGGCUUUUCGCCCAAUCACAAGAUCACUUCAUUCGCCGAAGCCAAAGGUCUGGACGCGGUGAACGAGCGUAUGCCGCCGCGACGUGACUCGACGCCAUCGCCAGCCGAGGAGGGACAAAAAUCAUUGUCAGCAGCCGCUGCUGCAGCGGCGAAUGCCAAUGCCAACGCCAAUGCGAAUUCAAUCAAUGGAUAA